Molecule: messenger RNA, 604 nt
Organism: Triticum dicoccoides
Lineage: Eukaryota; Viridiplantae; Streptophyta; Magnoliopsida; Poales; Poaceae
Exons: 1
Coding region: 131-466 (111 amino acids)
Source: RefSeq, a predicted model, not a curated record
CUUCAUUCUCCAGCAGCAGCAGAGCACACUGUCACACACCCUAGAACUCGAUCGACAACCCACAUCCAUCUCUAGCUUCUACUACCAGCCGAAGCACGUGCACGCUGGCACCAAGGCAGAGGCAUUCUCAAUGGACGCUGUGGAGUCCACUUCGCCGUACUCGCCACCGUCGCUGCGCCACAAGCUGCGGACCACAGUGUGCGGCUGCUUCGGCUCGCCGUCGUCGCCCGCCAGCGGUGGGGAGAGGCCACAAAGUGGCGGCAGGGCCAGGUGGAGGAGGCGCGUGGCGGCCGCGGGGCAGUUCAGGUACGACCCGCUCAGCUACGCGCUCAACUUCGACGACGGCGGCAGCGGCAGCGGCAGCGACGACGGCGCGGAAGCAGAGGACGCGGCCUUCCCGUACCGGAACUUCAACUCGCGCCUGCCACCCUCGCCGGCGCCGGCCUCCCGAGCCGCCAUCGCCUGAAGUCGGGAAUCGAAUCGUGGUAGCUGGCGGCCGUCCUUUGCUGCUUCUGUAGCUUUUGUCUCUCUGAUUCUUCUUCUUCUCCAAGUGAAACUGUAUUAAUGUUCCGUCGGUUCACAAUGCAAGAUUAAGAUUUGGUUU